Nelumbo nucifera (sacred lotus) is the source of this 2575-nucleotide messenger RNA. RefSeq names its product COBRA-like protein 10. The record is from RefSeq and is a predicted model, not a curated record. Gene Ontology annotation, cellular component: membrane. Gene Ontology annotation, biological process: cellulose microfibril organization. NCBI's taxonomy places the organism in Eukaryota, Viridiplantae, Streptophyta, Magnoliopsida, Proteales, Nelumbonaceae.
UACGCGGGCCCGGGUGGUCCGACACGGACAGGCAAUCGCCAGACUUACCCCCGCGCGUUCCCAGUCUUUGCAGACUCCUCAAUUAAAGCUCCAAGACCUACCUGAUAAGAUUCUUUUCUACCCAGAAAAACCAGAGAAUGUCUUAGAUUCCAAUGCACCAAGAAUCCUAACAAUAUAUAUAAUUUAAAGUAAGACAUGAAAAUGGCGUGGAAAGCUCUCUUCUUCGUCUUUUUCUUCAUCCCUUACAUAGUUUAUUUAGGCGGAGCACAGGAUUAUGACGACGAAGAAAAACCAGCGGCCCCUCCACCUGGACAAGAAAAGUGCAACGGGAUCUUCCUAUCAUAUGUGUUCAUAUCCCGAGAGAAAGAGUACCCUCGUGUAAAGAACGUAACAGCACAAGCCUGGGCUUUUAAGUCCAUUGCGACGGUGUUGAACGCCGGAACCGAAGAGCUCAAAGCAUGGAAAAUAUUUAUUGGGUUUCAACAUGAUGAGAUCUUAGUUUCAGUUAGUGGUGCCAUUAUAGUGGAUGGUGAUGAUUUCCCUGCUGCAGUUGGUAACGGGACGUAUCUAUCAGGCAAUCCGCAGGUGGAUUUGAAGACAUCGAUCGAUACAGCUGGGGAUAUAAACCAAAUUCAAGCGGAGAUUGAGAUGACUGGAACGCAGUUUGGGGUGAAGCCACCUGGGAUUCCAAUGCCCAAGACUAUACAACUUGCCAACGAUGGAUACAAAUGUCCAGCACCGACUCGACAUGGGAGCUUAAUGCAUGCAUGUUGUGUCAGGAACCCAAAAUUCAAGGCAAAAAAACCCAAAAAGAUAACCAAGUUCUUGCCUCGCCAGAAUGGUGAUCUGUCUCUUAUGUAUGAUGUUCUCCAAGCCUAUCCAGCAAACUACUUUGCUCAGGUAACUAUUGAUAAUAACAACCCUCUUGGACGUCUUGAUCACUGGAACCUGACUUGGGAGUGGACGAGGGGGGAGUUCAUAUACUCAAUGAAAGGAGCAUAUACUCAUAGAAAAGAUAGUGCAUCAUGCCUUUAUGGUCCUUCUGGAAACUAUUACCAGGACUUUGACUUCAGCCCUGUGAUGAACUGUGAAAAGAAACCAAUCAUAACAGACCUCCCUCCAGAUAGAGAAAAGGAUGAGAAAAUUGGAAAUAUCCCAUACUGCUGUAGAAAUGGCUCCCUCUUACCAACCACCAUGGAUGAGACCAAAUCUAGGGCCAUUUUCCAAUUGCAAGUCUUUAAGAUUCCUCCUGAUAUUAACCGUACUGCUAUUAGUCCUCCCCAAAAAUGGAAAAUUAAUGGAGUUCUCAAUCCAGAUUACAAAUGUGGCCCUCCGAUUAGAGUAGACCCUACAGAAUUUCCAGACCCAAGCGGGCUUCAGCAAACAAGUUCAGCUAUUGCAAGCUGGCAAGUAGUCUGCAACAUCACCCAGCCAAAUAACAAGAUCUCCCACUGCUGUGUUUCAUUCUCAGCUUUCUACAAUGAUUCUGUCAUCCCUUGCAACACUUGUGCAUGUGGCUGUGAUGACACAGACACUUGCAAUCCAGACGCACCACCAUUGCUUCUCCCGCCAGAGGCUCUACUUGUUCCUUUUGCCAAUAGAACAGCAAAAGCCAGAGCUUGGGCUUCUAUUAAACAGUUUCACAUCCCCAAGCUAUUACCAUGUCCCGACAAUUGUGGGGUUAGCAUCAACUGGCACAUCAACUCUGACUACAGGGGUGGAUGGACUUCUAGGAUCACUCUCUUCAAUUGGGAAGAUUUCGACUUUGAAAAUUGGUUUACAGCAAUUCAAUUUGGCAAAGCUUAUCGUGGUUACGAAAAUGUGUACUCAUUCAAUGGAACCAAGCUUCCAGAACUCAACAACACUAUCUUCUUUCAAGGGUUACCAGGAUUGAAUUAUCUGAUUGCAGAGAAAAAUGGAACACAUGAGUACAGUCCACGGGUACCCGGUAAACAACAAUCUGUAAUUUCAUUUACAAAGAAAGAGACGCCUGGAAUAAACAUAGCCAAUGGAGAUGGGUUUCCUAAAAAGGUGUUUUUCAAUGGGGAGGAAUGUUCACUUCCUACCGUAUUCCCUAUUAAGGGAGAAGGACAUCAUUCUCAUGCCAACCUUCCACCUGUAACUUUCCUUACCUUGAUGGCAUAUGUGCUGAUGACGGGUCCCCUCCACUGAUUAUCAUCAUCCAGGCUUCUGUUAUUGCUUCUGCUCUUAAUUAUUUGGUUUUGUUCCUGCGGUGAUAACUCAACCCAACAUGAAAAAUUAGAGUCCUUACUUUGUAAGGAAUUAGCUUUUAGUCAGAAUUUCAAUGUUCAGAGUUUAGUUACAGAAUCUCCUUCCACAAAGAAGCAGCAACUUUCUUUUUAUCAAGUGGAGGACCUUCCGUCUCUAAAUAUUGGAAAGGUGAGCUCUGAACAAAAGAAAAACAACCAUGCAACCAUGACAAAUGUUGGGUACCAAAACUGGUUUCUACGAUAAGUUGAUUGCCUGAUGCACGCAGAAUAGGAUCUAGGAAAUAUGGUAGUUUGUAUGUACCAAAUUAAGAGUUAUAUAUACAAAUGAAAAUGGGUUUGUUUCU